CGUAAACGGUCACGGCUUUGCUUGUUGUUCGUUAACUUCCCCACAGAACAGUGUGUUGUCGCAGGUCGAUCCAUUAAGUGUUGGUAAACCGUAGCGCAAAGGAAGAAAAAGGAUAUUAAAAGUUGUGCUACAACUACAAGCUAACAAUACAACACCUGCUGUAGUUCAAUUGCGCAAAACCAAGUCCGGCAGUUCUUUACAUCUGUCCUUGCCGCCUCGCAGCAAACGGUUCAAUAGCGUCAUUAGUUGCUACGGUACAAAAGUCCUUGAAGGCUCUUAUUUAUUGAUCUGCCACAGCGCGAGUUGGUGUUCGUUUAUCCCUUCGCACAAGGAAAGCUCCAAUUUGUGCUGUGUGCUUGUGUUGUGAGAUAAAAUUAAAACGCACGUAAAAUGUCAGCCGAUGCGGAACUGUCGUCCAUCCUAAACCGUCGCCAGCAGAUCAACGAAGCACUGGACAAUGGACAGGCGGUAAAGCCCACGUUCAAAGUGGUCAACAUCUACACCGAGUUUCACGAGUUCUCGCGGAAGGAAAUCAAGGACUACCAAGCCACCUUCAGCAAGUACGAUGUCGGUAAUGAUGGAUAUCUCGAUCUGGCCGAGUUGAAGAUCAUGAUGGAAAAGCUGGGUGCUCCACAGACGCAUCUCGGCCUGAAGGGCAUGAUCGCGGAGGUGGACGAAGAUAAGGAUGGGAAGAUUUCGUUCCGCGAGUUUUUGCUCAUCUACCGUAAGGCACAUGCCGGUGAGCUCAUAUCCGAUUCCGGGCUCGGCCAGCUGGCCCGCCUGACGGAGAUCAACGUGGACGAGGUUGGAGUCGGUGGGGCGAAGAAUUUCUUCGAGGCCAAGAUCGAACAGCAGCUACGGACGAACAAGUUCCACGACGAGAUCCGGCAGGAGCAGGAAGAACGGCGCCGCAUGGAGGAGGAGCGUGUCGUGCGACGACAGCAGUUCCAACAGCGUGCGGCCGUUUUCCAGUAGAACCUAUCGUUGAUGAAUUCAAUGUUUUAAAUAUUUGUAUGUGUGCGUGUUUAUUGUAAAAAAAGUCUAAUUUAGAGUGUUAGUAAGGGUGGACAAAAGGAUACCUCUUGAACCUGCUCUCCGAGAGGUAUAGAAUUUUAAGUCAUAAAAGUCACUUCACACAGAGAGGCAGAGUGUGUGUGUGUUAAGAUUUAUGUGUCAGACUAAGGGGUUUUUGCUUUAAACAAAAAAAGGAACCUGCUAUUAUCACCACAAAGGAUGAAAUUUUAAGUUGCCACUACGAUUAACUCUUUAGUUGCCACACAAAUAGCGCUAAUAACACAAGUGUCAUUCGGUUCCCUUUGUUCAAAGGGAACACGCUUUCCAAAGCACUGUAAUGCACCUUCAGCAUUUCCUUAGACAUACACCAUCAUUAUCCUACCAUGCUCGUUCAUUUGAAAAAGUGACACCGCAGAAGCUAAUGCUAAGCAUAUUAUGAGCGAUCGAUGAUCCUACAGACCGCUCAACUUGCCGUCCAACAAGGGAGAUGGCAAAGAACCACAAAAAAGGGAAGAAGAUAGCACGAGGAUUUGAAAUAGAUGCGAACCGCUCCCUAGUCAAUCUUUAUCCAACUUUUGACCUAAAAUUGCACAGUAGAGACAGAGUUAGUAGAUCAAUCAAAAACAGAACAGCAAAAAUAACAUACUUAUAAAGAAGGACUUGAUUAUGAUGAUCGUUGUGCGAGGUGACGGCACCGUUCGUGAACCAAUCUCAGAUGGAAGAUAUAUUUUUGAUAAAGUAGA
Molecule: messenger RNA, 1757 nt
Organism: Anopheles moucheti
Lineage: Eukaryota; Metazoa; Arthropoda; Insecta; Diptera; Culicidae
Gene: Swip-1
Product: EF-hand domain-containing protein D2 homolog
Exons: 3
Coding region: 391-975 (194 amino acids)
Molecular function (GO): calcium ion binding
Source: RefSeq, a predicted model, not a curated record